Messenger RNA from Pestalotiopsis fici W106-1, 972 nucleotides. RefSeq lists its product as uncharacterized. The record is from RefSeq and is a predicted model, not a curated record. Bases 1 to 972 code for a protein of 323 amino acids. Lineage: Eukaryota; Fungi; Ascomycota; Sordariomycetes; Amphisphaeriales; Sporocadaceae. The transcript is spliced from 3 exons.
AUGGCCAUCGACUUUGUCUUGUCGCAUAUCGCUGAUUUUGGUGGUGACCCUGGAAAUGUUACUCUCGCAGGUGAGAGCGCUGGUGCUGUCUAUUGUCAUGCUCACAUGGCCAUAGGCUCCCCGGUACGACAAUGCAUUCUUCAAUCUGGCUCUCUUUAUCUUUCACCCCCUCAACCUCGAACGAAUGGGAGUGUUGUUAUUGGCAGGCUUGAAGGCGCCUUGUCUAAUCUCGGGAAAUGGACAAUGCGCGAUGCGCCGGUCCAGAAGUUGCUAGAAGCUCAAGCAGAACUUGGGCUCGUGUCCUUCUUCCUUCAAGCCGAAGAGCCGCUUGAUGGAUGGGAAACUAAACACGGGUCGGUAGAAAGGCUUCUUAUUGGGGAUACGGAGUAUGAGGCUGUUCUAUGGCACAAUGGGAUGCAAGAGCUGUCCGCACCUCAAAUUGCCGAGGCCUUCGAACUCGCAGGAAGUGCCAGCGCGGAUCUGUCCAGGCUGUAUGGAAUCGUGAAGGAUCGACCUUCUGCAUGCAAAUAUGGUGCAUUGGACUUUCUAAAUGACGCAAGAUUCGUAUUACCAGUUGAGAUGAUGACGGAAACCUGGCAGGAGGCCAAAUGUCCAGUGUUCCGCUUUCUGGUGGACCAGCCUAAUCCUUGGCAGUCUUCGAGUCGAGCUCAUCACGCCGUUGACCUUCUCUAUGUGUUUGGUGCGUUUGACUUGUCCUUUAACCCUGCGGCACAGGCGGUGUCCAUCGAGAUGCAGAAGAAAUGGAUCGAGUUCAUUCAGGGGCAAAACCCAUGGCAGCCCGGCGGUUACUGGACGUUUGGACCUCAUGGAGAAAGCCAAAGCAUUGAUGAUAAGGGAUUUGCAGCGAGGAGAAGGAAUCGUCACCUGGAUGCACUCAAGAGUCUCGGACCAGAAGUCAUUGAUCCAGUGUACAAAGCGCUGGCGGCUGGACGUUUAAGCCUUUUGAAUUAA